Molecule: messenger RNA, 4045 nt
Organism: Austrofundulus limnaeus
Lineage: Eukaryota; Metazoa; Chordata; Actinopteri; Cyprinodontiformes; Rivulidae
Gene: impg1b
Product: interphotoreceptor matrix proteoglycan 1b
Exons: 19
Coding region: 597-3491 (964 amino acids)
Biological process (GO): visual perception
Source: RefSeq, a predicted model, not a curated record
AUUAAUAUAUUUACUGGCACACAGAGUUAGCUGAUCAACGGGAAUAAAAAAAAAAAAAAGAYAKAAAGAACCAAUGAUCAAGCCUUUUCAGUUGUGAGGAAACUGGCAGAUCCCCAACUUUGUUGACCGGACAGAUGAGGGUCCAGAAGGUGACUAACAGGAUGAGGCCACGUGGGCCUCGCUGGGAUUACAAAGCAGCAAGAAGAGGGUAAAGAGAUUAGACUCAAAACAGAGCCUGCUUUUUUAACCUCCUCUCUGUAGUCACACAUAGAGAGCAGGAGACUCCAGGUCUGAGUUUCAAUCCGGAUCCCGAAGCCCUCACCUUGAUCUGUCCACUGUCCACUGUCCAUGCACCCAUGCGGUCACCUCUCUUCAGCACAAGGAUCCAACGACAAACAAGUGGGACAACCGAAUCAGAGCACAACUGAUAGGAGUGAGCCGGACGGCUGCGUUUGUCGCCUCGCCAUCAGUGGAGACGCCUCAGCAAAUUCUCCUAAUGGACUUGAGCUAAGAAGAUUCUGGAUUUUAUUGUUGUUUGCAACUUUCUCUUUACAAAUGAUUACUCUGGAGCUGAAAGGCACAUAAAUCAGCCCAUCAUGCUUUUAAAAUCAGGAGUACUUCUCACUUUCUGUCUGUUCACUCUCCAAGCAAGUCAAAUCAAAGAUCUUCACAGCUACGGUUUUUCUGGACUCAGGGAUGUAAAGUACAGACACUUUCUGGAGGCGUCCCGUCCCGUCGGACAUGGGACCAACGUGGGAGCGGAGCAGGAUGGCCGUCGGGUCAAGAGGUCAACGCUUUUUUCUACGGGGGUCAAAGUGUGCCCCCAGGACACGGCGAAGGCAGUGAUUGGCAGCCACCGAGCCUAUUACAAACUCAGAGUUUGUCAGGAGGCCAUCUGGGAAGCAUUUCGGAUCUUUCUGGACAGAGUCCCGAACCCGGAGGAGUACAGGGCCUGGGUGUACACCUGCCAGCACCAGAACCUCUGCAUGGAUGACCUGGCCCAAAACUUCAGCAGCUCUCAGGAGCACCUGGACAUGGUGGCCAGAGUAGUGGCAGAGAAGCCUGAAAGUGAUGGUUUUGCAGCUGCCACUCAAAAGCCAGGCAGUGAAUGCACCUGGAUCCCGCCUGUGAUUCCAACUGAAGGGGUUAAAGAAGAUCCCAACGUGAUCAAAGAGAACUCUGAGGAGUACAUCGUCGAGUUCAGCAUCACCAUCAGAGACCCGACGUACAGCGAGCUGCUCAGCGACCCCGCCGCGUCGCAGUAUGAUGACAUCACCAAAGAGCUCAGGGGCAAGAUGCUGCACGUCUUUGAAAAAGUCCCAGGAUUCAAAGAAAUCCGUGUUCUGGGAUUUCGAUCCGAYGACGUGUCCAUGCGUUGCGCCGUGGUCUUUAACGGGGAAACGCAACUCAACGAUGACCCUGAGGGGUUUGUGGAGGAGGUUGAGGCAGAAGCAAACCAGGACGUGAAUGCUCCGAAACUGAAGCACAUCAUUGCGACGGCCUUAAAGCAGGAGCCGACUCUCCUGAUGGACAUACAGACCCUCAGCUUUGAGGCUGUAACCACAGUUUAUCCAGUGGCAGGGCAUGAAAUGAGCCCUGCUGAGGAGGGUGCACCAGAGGGUGUCGACACCCCCACCCAAAGUUUAUCCCCCACCGUGGCGGACAUAAAAAACUGGCUGGAAGCUCCAUUCACUGUCAAACCAGAAACGCACUCCUUCGUGCCUUUAAAGCCCAACACCCRCCCCGGGGCCYCCGCUGCCGAGACUCCUUUAAUGGCAGCUGCAGAAGARGAGUCCACAAAAACAACAGAAUCGGAGAAGGAAGAGGAGACAGCGAUGGAGGAGAUAACUGAACCCAGCGAUGAAGAGCCUGAACUGUCUAACGCAGACAGCGGUGAACAUCUAGAAGACUUCAUUGUGGUGACAUCAGGCCCCCGGUCUGAUGAAGUGUCCACUGAUGCACCAUUUGAAGUUAACGUCAACCCUUUGGAAUCUACGUCCCCCACAGUUCCACACAAACCUGUCAUGGUCCCUUCAGUUUCCACCCCUUCCCCCGCCAAGGACUCGGCCCAGGGCGGUGAACCAGAAGCAGAUGUGGCGCCUCUGCCGUCACCCGUGGACAGAAACCAUGCUCCUGAAGAUGGGUCUGAUCUGAGCAGAGGGUACAGCGGAGUGACUCCCCUCACGGCGCAGGAAGCAGGGCCYAGUCAGAGCGAGACAGAGGCGGAGGUCACAGAGCCACUGGAGGAAGAGGAGAGCGGCAGCGGGUUCGCCUCGGAGUCUGAUGAGCGCCCGUAUGAAUCCACAGCUGCGCCUUCCAUGAGACAAGCCAGCACCCCUCUGAUGGUGGCAGUGGACAGGAGCAAAGAGUUGGUGGUGUUCUUUAGCUUGAGGGUCACUAACAUGAUGUUUUCUGAUGACCUGUUCAACAAGAGCUCACCUGAGUAUAAGUCACUGGAGAAUACCUUUCUUGAGCUGACACAGCACUCUGGGUCCAGAACCUCACCAAACCCUGGAGCAUCCAGGAAAUCUGGGCCUAGGAGACAAACAACGUUAGCUUCCAUUCCGCUUUUGCCGUAUUUACAGUCAAAUCUGACUGGAUUCAAGCAGCUGGAGAUUCUCAACUUCAGGAAUGGGAGUGUUGUGGUGAACAGCAGGAUGAAACUGGACCGGCCGGUCCCGUAUAACGUCACAAAGGCUGUCCACUGUGUUCUGGAGGACUUCUGCAACGCAGCAGCUGCGCGGCUUGACAUUGAGAUUGACAGUCGGUCUUUGGAGGUUGAGCCAGCUGACCAAGCAGAUCCCUGCAAGUUCCUGGCCUGCAACGAGUUCUCCCGCUGCGUGCUGAACAGCCGGACCAACGAGGGCGAGUGUCUGUGUGACCCCGGCUACAGCACCGUGGAUGGGUCUCCCUGUCAGAGCGCCUGCACCCUGCAGCCAGAUUACUGCCUGAAUGGAGGCCUGUGUGAAAUAAUCCCAGGUCACGGAGUCAGCUGCAGAUGCCCCGUGGGUCAGUACUGGCAUUACCACGGAGAGCGCUGCAGCGAGCUGGUAUCGGUGCCRGUAGACCCUCCUCUCAUUAUAACCUGCCUCGUGGGAAGUCUCUGCCUCGUUUGUGCCAUCAUUGGUGUUUUAAUAUUCAUCAACAAGAAGUGUGUAAAACCCAGAAAGGCUYUAACUUUGGUGCACACCCUCGCGCCGUACGCCUUUGAAAACACMCUGAGGGAGAACCCCGUGUUUGAGAACGACGACGGCAUCUUAACGCACGUGUCCACGUUACAGUGUCCUUCGAGCUCUGCCUCGUCCCAGUCCCAACAGUCUGAGCAGGAACAUUUUGCCUCAAUCGAAAAUAUCCGACUGAGUAUCGAGAUCCCCAGACAACUCUACACAACCAGAUCAGAAAAGUUAGUGUCGGGAAUGGUGGGUUUCCAUCACAGCAUGCCACACAGCGAGCUGUAUGACGUGAGCAAAGACGUGGCGACUGCCAAAUGAGUACAGAACGUGUUGCUUUUUAAGGARGUCGGACAACGACUGUUUUGAGGUGACGGUGGUCUGAAAACAACACAAGCUGUGACCACAYAGACACGGUGCUGCCGGUGAACUGUGGUUAGUUGUGCCGUAGACAAGUCAUUAGGCCAAUUUUUGUCUGGUGAUGAAAGCCUGUUUAUAGACAGCGAGCUCUGAAGUCUAAGAAUUUAUUUAUUACAUGUUUUGAGCGGUAGGAGUUAUCCGUCUACAGUCCACCCUUGGCAAAGAUUGUUGUUUCCUCACAGUGAGGUUUUUAUAUAAACUGAUACACAUGGCUGUAUCUAAUUGUAGCUUUAGAUUAAWAUGUUUCAUGUUAAUGCCAUUCUUUAACACAGUUGUGUAUAAAAAUGAACAAAAGAGAAUGUACUGUAUAAGCUAUUGACUUUUGUCAUUUCACAAAAUGUAUCUCAGUCUGUCCUGGUCACAGUUUUACAGCUAAUCAUUUGUCUCUUACGACUUGGACAUACUUUUUAUAUAUUUUGCAUUUGCAGCAAAACAAAUAAAAAUGUUUGAAUUCA